This is a messenger RNA of Annulohypoxylon maeteangense, 973 nucleotides long. RefSeq lists its product as uncharacterized. The transcript is spliced from 7 exons. The coding region runs from base 111 to 683 and encodes 190 amino acids. The record is from RefSeq and is a predicted model, not a curated record. NCBI's taxonomy places the organism in Eukaryota, Fungi, Ascomycota, Sordariomycetes, Xylariales, Hypoxylaceae.
GUUUAUCUUGCGAUUAUCUAGCAUAAUGGUAAGAAUAUUGAAUGUCGUACCUAGACGAUAGGCCUGUUACUUCAUUUUUACAGCCUUAGCACCCUAUAACUUCUCUAACCAUGGAGGGUCUUAGGCUACUCAACCCCCUAUCGAAGGCCGAUGACAUCAAGCACCUUUCGGGGUUUCCUAGGUUGAAACCUGCUUACAUCCUGAAGAUCAAUCUUGGCAAUAUUCUGACGGUCGGAAAUAUCGCCUCAGGCACGAAACUGCUCCACGUUGAUACGAGCACGGGUACCCUCACGACGGCCGAGGGUUAUGAGCACCAGGUCACGGGCGAAGUCAUCUACGGCGCCGACUGGAUGUUCAACGAUCCCGAUGAGCUACACGCCCGCCCGAAUAUAAAGAUUCUAAUCAAGACGGAGGAUGGUUUGAUUCUAAGUUCAGAAUACACCGGCGUCGCCGUAUUCAGCGAACCCAUCACGAAGAUGUGGGCGGGCGACCCGAGCAUUAAGACAUUCCCAUUUGGCAUCUCCACGACGACGCACACUUUUUCAGCCGGUCACUCUAAGUACAAGUUCUUAGAGACGAAGACUUUCGUGGGGAAUGGACGCUUCGUCAUCAACGAGAACCCACGCUCGAUCACGGUCGAGUCUCGUAUUUCGGAGGUGAUAGCGAGUAACGACUUAGAAUAAGAUCGUGGCAACUUUUGGAGAUGCGUUGUCUAGGUCGCACAAUCUUAGUACCUAACGCAGCCACUGUAUAUAUUCUCACUCUCCAGAGGCUAUCUUCUGUGUUUCCCCUGGUCCUUCUCUAGUCUAGGUACCAAAUUGGCCCUAACUGUUGUCAUUCAACCCCGAAGGUUGUCCGUUACAGGUAUAGAAGUAUUUCCGUUGGGCAUCGCUAGAUAUUAUAACUUCAAUUACGAAUUUCAUCGUAGUUACUUUCGAUACUAACAUACCAAUACACUAUUUACCGACGAUAA